Messenger RNA from Phytomonas sp. EM1, 2130 nucleotides. The record is from the annotation of a GenBank genome assembly. Lineage: Eukaryota; Euglenozoa; Kinetoplastea; Trypanosomatida; Trypanosomatidae.
AUGCGUCAGGUUCUUUUCGUGGCCACCGCUUCUGUGAUGCCGGUCCUUUCCUCAUUAACAUAUCGCCACUUCCAUGGAGUUUCCCCACAGGCUACUUGGAAUCACGAAAGAAGUAGAGAUAUGCUCUUCCGGCAAUCCCCCACUUUUACCACAGGCUUGGAAAGCCCCCAGGAACGGGUACCCUCUAGCAAUGCUAACCCCACAAGCUCCUCCUCGUCAACCACAUCAUCUCUGAGUGACUCUCUACAAGGAAACGGGCGAGAUUACUCUCCUUGCAAAGGAAAGAAGGCCAAAGGCGAAAAUGGGACUAAACUGCGUAAUCACGCGUCUGCGAAGGCCCCGUCGCUUCCACGCACGGGGUUCGACAUACCCACGUCAUACACGUCCUUUCGCCAUGCUACACAUCUCAAAGAUUUUCUGCAACGCUACGAUCACGUCGCGGUGGGGCACAAGGUGGUUGGUGUUUCAGAAAGGGUUGGCGGCCGUGUUGUCAGCCUGCGCGAUAUGGGUCGUAUCCUGUUCUUGACCAUCCACGGAGACGGCCACUCACUGCAGGUGGUACGUCAGGUAGACGAAGACUUUGAUAAGGAAGACCUUAAAAGGCUAAAAACGACACUCCGCGUCGGGGAUAUCAUCGGCGCUGUCGGGAUCGCCGGUCGGACCGAAAAAGGGGAGCUAUCACUAUACGCGAAGGAGCUCGUAAUCUUGGCGCCCUACGUGUGCACCGACCAAUCCAUCUGCCCAAACCUCAAAGGAUUUUUACCGAUCACCGAUAAUGAAAUUAAGUAUCGUUACAGGUUCUUGGAUAUGAUGACGAACCCUAACGUCCGGCAGAACCUCUGUAAGCGCCACGAAGCCAUUCGAGCCUUGCGGGGCUACCUGGAUGACCGCGGCUUUGUCGAGGUGGAAACCCCAGUUCUGCACGAAGUGCCCUCAGGCGCCAACGCGAAGCCCUUCAUUACCUAUCAUAACGACAACAACGACAGCCUGUUUCUCCGGGUCGCCCCGGAGCUCCAUUUAAAGCAGUGCGUCGUGGGUGGGAUGGAGCGAGUGUACGAGAUCGGCCGCGUCUUCCGCAACGAGGACGCCGACCGCAGCCACAAUCCCGAGUUCACGAGCUGCGAGCUCUACGCGGCGUAUCACUCGUAUGAGGACUUGAUGGGAAUGACGGAGGCCAUUCUGCAACACAUGGCGCGGGCGGCGAACGGCACCACCAAACUCACCGUCACCUCGUGUGUGGAUCGGCAGCUGGUUACAUUGGAUCUGAUGCCGCCUUUUCAUCGCGUGAGCGUCUACGACGAGAUCCAGCGCGUGGCGGAGGUGGAACUGCCGCCGCCCUUGGAGCUCAACACAUCGCGAGGCCUUGCCUACAUGUCGGCGAUUAUGCUUAGGCAUAACAUCCCUCUUCCGCCCGUACGCACCGCGGCGCAGAUGUUCGAUAAGCUCAUCGACUUCUUUAUCGUUAGCCGAGUCGUGCAGCCGACCUUUUUGGUUGAUCACCCUUUGUUUAUGAGCCCCUUGGCGAAGGAGCACGACUCGCGCCCGGGGCUCUCCGAGCGGUUCGAGUUGUUUAUCAACGGGAUGGAGAUCUGCAACGCGUACAGCGAGCUGAACAACCCACACGAGCAGUAUCAUCGCUUUCAGCAGCAACUUUUAGACAGGCAGCAAGGUGAUGAAGAGGCAAUGGCGCUCGAUGCGGUAUUCCUCAAGGCCCUACAGGUGGGUCUGCCGCCGACGGCAGGUUGGGGCAUGGGUAUCGACCGCGUAAUGAUGCUGCUUAACGGCUCCUCUAGUAUUCGAGACGAGGUUAUCUUUCCACUUCUGAGAAAGGAUGCCGAUUCGCGGGACGCCAAGCAGCGGCGUAAGACGGCAUCCUAUUUUGGCUUUAACUCACACCUGACACUCUUCUGUCUAGGCGCUCUAGAGGAUGAAAUGAUCAAGUGCAAAGUGCCUCGGGAUUUUUCUGAAAAGGUCAGGCAGCUGCGUAAGUGCAUUCACUCCAUGAGUGCGGUCGCGCGACGCGACGCCGUAGAUUCUGUUGAGGCGAUGACUCAGUACUCGAUGAAUGGUUGGCGCUAUGAGGCAGCCAUGAAGAUACUAAAAAUAGUCUGUGGUCAUAAUAAUUGGUGA